This is a messenger RNA of Nakaseomyces glabratus, 1290 nucleotides long. It is a transcript of the gene RPT5, whose product is annotated as proteasome regulatory particle base subunit RPT5. The record is from RefSeq and is a predicted model, not a curated record. Gene Ontology annotation, biological process: proteasome-mediated ubiquitin-dependent protein catabolic process. Gene Ontology annotation, molecular function: ATP binding; ATP hydrolysis activity; proteasome-activating activity. Gene Ontology annotation, cellular component: proteasome regulatory particle, base subcomplex. NCBI's taxonomy places the organism in Eukaryota, Fungi, Ascomycota, Saccharomycetes, Saccharomycetales, Saccharomycetaceae.
AUGAGUACUUUAGAGGAAUUGGAUGUUGAAGACGGGCUGGACCAGGAGAUUCUGGGGCUUUCGGCGCAGGAGCUGCAGACGAGGAGCAAGCUGCUGGACAACGAGAUCCGUAUCUUCCGGUCUGAGUUGCAGCGGUUGUCGCACGAGAACAAUGUGAUGCUGGAGAAGAUCAAGGACAACAAGGAGAAGAUCAAGAACAACCGGAAGCUGCCAUACCUGGUGGCGAAUAUCGUUGAGGUCAUGGACAUGGAUGAGAUUGAGGACAAGGAGAACAGCGAGUCUGCGACGCAAGGUGGCAAUGUUAACCUGGACAACACGGCCAACGGGAAGGCCGCUGUGAUAAAGACCUCCUCGAGGCAGACGGUGUUCCUGCCCAUGGUUGGCCUGGUAGACCCCGACAAGCUGAAACCGAACGAUCUUGUGGGUGUGAACAAGGACUCGUACUUGAUCCUGGACACGCUGCCUUCGGAGUUCGACUCGCGUGUGAAGGCCAUGGAGGUCGACGAGAAGCCCACGGAGACUUACUCUGACGUCGGUGGUCUGGACAAGCAGAUCGAGGAGCUGGUAGAGGCCAUCGUGCUGCCAAUGAAGCGUGCCGACAAAUUCAAAGAACUGGGUAUAAGGGCACCAAAGGGUGCGCUGAUGUACGGUCCACCAGGUACCGGUAAGACCUUGUUAGCCCGUGCCUGUGCGGCUCAGACAAAUGCCACUUUCUUGAAACUGGCCGCCCCACAGCUGGUGCAGAUGUUCAUCGGUGAAGGUGCAAAAUUAGUCCGUGACGCGUUCGCCCUGGCAAAGGAGAAGGCGCCAGCUAUCAUCUUUAUCGAUGAACUGGACGCCAUCGGUACAAAACGUUUCGAUUCUGAAAAGUCGGGUGAUAGAGAAGUGCAAAGAACUAUGUUGGAGCUUUUGAACCAGCUGGAUGGUUUCAGUUCGGAUGACCGUGUCAAAGUGCUAGCAGCCACAAACAGAGUAGACGUGUUGGAUCCAGCGCUGCUGAGAUCCGGAAGACUGGAUAGAAAGAUCGAAUUCCCAUUACCAACAGAGGACUCAAGAGCCCAAAUUCUACAGAUCCAUUCCAGAAAAAUGACUACAGAUGAUGACAUCAACUGGCAAGAACUAGCAAGAUCUACAGACGAAUUCAACGGUGCUCAACUGAAAGCUGUCACCGUCGAAGCCGGUAUGCUAGCAUUAAGAAAUGGUCAAUCAUCGGUGAAACAUGAAGACUUUGUAGAGGCAAUUGGUGAAGUUCAAGCUAGAAAAUCAAAGUCUGUUUCCUUCUAUGCCUAG